AAAUGCGCUCUAGCGGGAGCCCUGGCGCUUCUGCCCGGGAGCGCUGGCCCGGCUGGAACCGCCGAGAUAGAGGGGAGCGAGCUUGCCGCAUCCCCAGCCCAGCGCUGCCCCGCGGCCCAUGACUCCGGGGCUCGCGAGCCGCCUUCGCCGCUGCAGCAUCCUUGGGCUUCGCCAAAACAGCGUUGAUGAGAAACCACUCAGCUGCCUCCGCGGCGGGGAGCCAUGAGCUGUCUGGAUGUUAUGUACCAGGUCUACGGUCCCCCGCAGCCUUAUUUCGCAGCCGCCUACACUCCCUACCACCAGAAAGUAGCCUACUACUCAAAAAUGCAGGAAGCCCAAGAGUGCAACGCCAGCCCCAGCAGCAGUGCCAGUGGGAGCUCCUCAUUUUCCAACCAAACCCCAGCCAGUGUCAAAGAAGAGGAGGGCAGCCCAGAGAAAGAGCGCCCGCCCGAAGCUGAGUACAUCAACUCCAGAUGUGUCCUCUUCACCUACUUCCAGGGGGACAUCAGCUCUGUGGUGGACGAACAUUUCAGUAGGGCCCUUAGCCAACCUAGCAGCUACACCCCAAGCUGUACCAGCAGCAAGGCACACAGAAGCUCUGGACCCUGGAGAGCAGAAGGAGCCUUCCCGAUGAGCCAGCGCAGCUUCCCCGCCUCCUUCUGGAACAGCGCGUACCAGGCUCCGGUGCCCGCGCCGCUGGGCAGUCCUCUGGCCGCCGCGCACUCGGAGCUGCCCUUUGCCACCGACCCCUACUCUCCCGCCGCGCUGCACGGCCACCUGCACCAGGGCGCGGCCGACUGGCACCACGCGCACCCGCACCACGCGCACCCGCACCAUCCCUACGCGCUGGGCGGCGCCCUGGGAGCCCAAGCCUCUGCCUACCCGCGACCAGCAGUGCACGAGGUCUACGCGCCCCACUUCGACCCGCGCUAUGGGCCGCUGCUCAUGCCCGCAGCUUCUGGCCGCCCCGGCCGUCUAGCCCCUGCCUCGGCGCCCGCUCCCGGCAGCCCUCCCUGCGAGCUCGCGGCCAAGGGCGAGCCGGCAGGCAGCCCGUGGGCUGGGCCGGGGGGACCCUUCGUGAGCCCCGCGGGGGACGUGGCCCAGAGCCUGGGUCUCAGCGUGGACUCAGGUAAGCGGAGGAGGGAGUGCAGUCUCCCCGCUGCCCCUCCGGCACUGUACCCGACUCUGGGCUAAGCUCCGAGCGCGCCCAUCCGGCCCCCGACUUUACUUGGGAGAUCCCACCCCACCCCUCCCCAGGACCAUAUGGCUGAGAGAUUGCAUGCCAUCAUUUGUUUCUACGGGUAGAUGUCUCUAGAAAGUAGCACCCUGCCCUCGGCCUGGCUCGGUGGUACGGAGGACUCUUUUUGUUCUUUGAAUAAAGUUCAGUGGAAAAAAGAAAGAUUGUAGUCUGAGCUGGUCAGGGUUGUAGCCACUAACCACACGUGACUACUGAGCCUUUGCGGUGUGUGGCUAGGAUGAAUGGUGAUGUGGGCAGACAUAAUACACACUGGAUUUCCACAAAUGAAAAAGAAAAUAAUGUAAAACCUCACCUCGUUAACAUUUUAUACUGAGUUUGCAUGUCCUAUUAUGUCCAGUGGUUGCCUGUUGGUUACAUUGGGUUAAAUAAAAUGCACUAUUAAAAU
This is a messenger RNA of Arvicanthis niloticus (Nile rat), 1643 nucleotides long. It is a transcript of the gene Vgll2, whose product is annotated as vestigial like family member 2. Gene Ontology annotation, cellular component: nucleus. Gene Ontology annotation, biological process: regulation of DNA-templated transcription. The record is from RefSeq and is a predicted model, not a curated record. NCBI's taxonomy places the organism in Eukaryota, Metazoa, Chordata, Mammalia, Rodentia, Muridae.